Messenger RNA from Phaeodactylum tricornutum CCAP 1055/1, 2705 nucleotides. RefSeq lists its product with no specific name. Lineage: Eukaryota; Bacillariophyta; Bacillariophyceae; Surirellales; Neidiaceae. The record is from RefSeq and is a predicted model, not a curated record. The coding region runs from base 96 to 2705 and encodes 869 amino acids. The transcript has a single exon.
CAGGAGUGGGAUUGCCCAAAGCGUCCCUGUUGCCUCCCUUGGGUUUUCAGGAUAUCCAGGUGUAUUAUCCCGACCAAAAGGUCUCUGGUGCUACCAUGCCACCGUCCGCGGAAUCCCAAGAAUCCAUGCAUGUCCACAAACCAUUUUUCAAUGAAAAAUAUGUUCCCGUCCCAGCGAUCGAUUUUAGCAAGAACGUCACGGCCGCGAUCAAUUACGAAGUUUCGCUCGUGGACGAGUUCGUUGCUUCCCAGCGCAAGCGCCGAAGGCGUACCAACUCGACUACGACGGAUGCAGAAGCCCUACCCUUGAAUACCAAAACAUCCAACACCGAAAAUAGUACCCCGAACGCCGAUCGCGACCGCCAUACCGUCAACAAAACCAACACUUUUGUACAAACCCCUCCUUCGAAAGAAAUCUUGAAUGAUUGCAAAAAGAGCAGAUCGAAGGAACAGACGCGUCGUUCGGCGCGCGACAAAGGGAAACGUGAAUUGACUCUUGCGCGCGUCCGUGUGCGCUACGAUAUGCAAUUGGUUCCAGUCGUUCAUCGCAACCGCAAAUUUUUGCAGUCCUUUCCUGCCUGGUGGAAAACACCUGAACCGAAACUUGCUCGCCGUUUAUCGUCUCGAUUGACCACCGAAGCUACGGAAGCCGUGUCUUGCCGGCUUUGUCAAACCCCCACCGCAUUGGCGACCAAUACUCCCUUUUUGGAAAACUCGUCCGUCAUUUGGAUUCCUUCCAAGCGUUCCGAAUGGGAAGAUACGGUUUCCGAGAUGACGGCGGUGUGUACCUCAGGUGCUCUACGACGGCACGUCAUGACGCAAGGCCGUGCCUCGACUUCCAAACCAUUUCAUGCUCCACUCUCCCGUGACUACAUUCGAGAUCGUGUAGACAUUGACGACCCUUUGUUGGGCUACCAACUGCGACACAAAGAAGGUGGAUGGCUACAAGGGUUUGUGAUGUUUACGAACUUUACCACCUGGACGCAUGGAUUCCGUUGGGAUUCUUUACACUCAAAGAGCGGAAUCCCUGCUUUUUGCAAUACUACCAACAGUGCAUCUAUGAAUCCACAAUUUGUAGAUGCCGAUGGCUCUCUUGCGUUGGAGCUGGAAUCGAUGGAACGAUCAGGCGAUCCCUUGCGGGAAGGGAUCGUUUUCCCCCAGCUUGCUGAAAUUGGACUGGUUGGAGGUUUGGGAUGUGGGGAGUAUCUGUUGCGCAUGGCUUUGGACCAUAUUAGGACGAAGGGACAGUACAAGUACGUCGUGUUACAAGCAACUGAUUCAUCUAAAUCUUUCUACGAACGCUUCGGUUUUAUCCGUGUUGGUGCCGUUUGCAUGUACAUGGGUCAGGACGCUUCGAAGCAGGCGGACAAUGAGCUCGUAGGAUACCGUCAUUGGACGCAUGCCAACGAAUCCCAAACAAGCUUGCAUUUGCACGGUGGCCCAAGCUAUAUGAUGUGUUUGAAGUUACCGACCGGAAUUACACAGUGUUGCUCCGGGUGUAGGCUCCCAAAUAGUCUACAGAAACGCCCGUCAUUUUUGGAAGCCAUGCUGUCUUUGCAGGUCUUGCGGAAGCCCGCUAUCACCUCACUUGGCGGAUCUUCAACACUGACCACCACAACACCGAAACUUUCCCGAAAGAACAGCGAUUCUGCUUCUGCAGACGACGCCUCGCAUAGCGAAGUCAAAAAGAAUCUCGGACGCCGGCCAACCACUCCACAUCAUCGACGAAAGAGCAAUACUCCUUCGAAGGAAGGUCCAUCCUCAGUAACAAAACGAUCAUAUGACUCCGAUGCCCCAUCCCAAGACCCUUCAAAAAAGAAACGCAAGGCCAACGGUACCACGGAGAAGAUUUCUCGCGACCGUCUGCUUUCGGCUCCGAAAGGCGGAGUGUCACUGUCGUACGCACAGAAACAAUACCAAAGCGUUUGGUUGGCCGUUCCACCCACUGAACCAAAAGUAGGGCGCCCGCCCCCAAAGCCACGCUCACAGGGAACCGGAGCUUCGGAUGGAGACAACGCGAAGGCGAAUCAAAAUAUUCUUGGUGCUGGCAGCAAGAUUAAGUUCAAGAUUGCGAUUGUGGACGGCAAGGAGAGACUGUACCACUCCGUCCGUGGAAUUGACGGUCGCUUUGUCCGGAUUUAUGCAGACGAGGGAUCGUUUGCUUCAACUAUCGCACCGAAUCUGAUGCCUCAAGCAGUCAAAGCUGCUGCGUCAAAACAGGAGAUCAAAUUCGAGCCUAAAGACGCCGAGCGUACGAAGACAAGUAACCCAAGGCCCAAACCAGUCGAUACGCCUUUACCCCCUCCUUCUGUCCCGCUCAUGCCGCAUCCGUCUGGAAAACCACAACCGAUCGAAAAAUCUUCUUUAAAAAAGCAAAAAGUCCGCUCUUAUCCGAGAAGUCGAGUUCAUUACUUCAACCGUGUUGUAAAAGCCGUCAAGGCUGGUCCAUCACCGACGUACUAUUUUGUGUUGCAUUACGAUGAAGACCGCAAGUGGAUUCGAAUCGUUCCGAUCGAACCUAAGGGGUCUCUGACGGGAAAAUGCGAAGGCCGUGCUCGCUACCAAGCAGUGCUUGCAGACACAGAUGAGAAUCUUAUCUCUGCCAGCAUCAACGAUUUUCAGGUUGUUCCAGCCUCCAUGAUAAUGAAAACUCCUCUUGUCUCUCAAGAAGCUUGGGAUGUCAAUGAUCGGGACACGCCGGUGUAG